Molecule: messenger RNA, 960 nt
Organism: Drosophila ananassae
Lineage: Eukaryota; Metazoa; Arthropoda; Insecta; Diptera; Drosophilidae
Gene: EMC3
Product: ER membrane protein complex subunit 3
Exons: 2
Coding region: 93-845 (250 amino acids)
Biological process (GO): protein folding in endoplasmic reticulum
Cellular component (GO): membrane; EMC complex
Source: RefSeq, a predicted model, not a curated record
AUAUUUUCGCGAUUUCCUACACCAGAAUCUAGGCUCUGCCCAACACUUGCAGUCAUAUCAGACGAAUAAUUAGAAAAUUUAUCAAUUAAAAUAUGACGGAACUUCUUAUUGACCCAGAUAUUCGCGUUUGGGUGUUUCUUCCCAUCGUGUUAAUCACAUUUUUGGUGGGCAUCGUCCGCCACUACGUCUCCAUUCUGAUCUCUACACAAAAGAAGGCCGAAAUCACCCAGAUCCAGGACAGCCAAGCGAUGAUUCGGGCGAGGCUGCUUCGUGAAAACGGCAAGUACCUAAGUGCCCAGAGCUUUUCCAUGCGGAAGAACUAUUUUAACAACGAGGAGACGGGCUACUUCAAGACCCAGAAACGCGCACCCGUGGCCCAAAAUUCCUCGGCUAUGCUCACGGACAUGGUGAAGGGCAACUUCAUCAAUGUAUUGCCAAUGGUCAUCAUCGGCGGAUGGAUCAACUGGAUGUUCUCGGGCUUCGUCACUACCAAGGUUCCAUUCCCGUUGACACUGCGCUUUAAGCCAAUGUUGCAGCGAGGCGUAGAGCUGGCCUCCCUGGAUGCCGCAUGGGUGUCAUCGGCCUCUUGGUAUUUCCUAAAUGUGUUCGGCUUGCGCUCCAUCUACACAUUGGUUCUCGGCGAGAACAACCACGCCGAUCAGACACAGGCCCAGGCUGAUGCCAUGACCGGUGCUGCAAUGACGAUGCCCCAGGACCCCAAGGCGGCCUUCAAGGCCGAGUGGGAGGCACUCGAGAUCACCGAGUACCAUAGCGCAUUGAAGAAUAUCGACACCGACAUGCUAGCCAUUGCCACCGGCAAUGCUGCCCCGGCUAAGAGCUCUUGAUCAAUUAGUCGCAAGUGUCCAGCCUAAUUAAGAUAUUUUAGCAAAUUUCUAAUUAACAAAACCAAUUUUGUUUAGAGUCCAAGUGGGUUAAUAAACGAUGUGUGUAUGUGACAAA